GUGAACAAAUUUAAACAAAAAGUAGUUUUUUUUAUUAUUAUUUAAUAAUUAAAAACAAUUAUGAAGUGGUUUAAAUCUAGCAAGAAAGAAGAGGAGGACGAGGAUAAUGCUCGAGCAUUAGUAAAACAAGAUCCCAGGACUAAUGUCAAAACUACAACAGCACAAUCGGAAACCACCAAUACAACUACACAAAAUUCCACCAUAUUUAAUAAUAACAAGAAUACCGUUACAUACCAGUCCACCAAACAAACUGUAACAUCACGUCAAACGGCUCGCAUAACGGAAAUAACAAGUAGGCGCACCCCCACCCUCGAAGAAUUUGACGAAAUGAUGCGUCUACUGCAUUUGAAUAAAAAACCCGAAACUAAAACCUUCUCCAGCACAACCACCACCUCCAGUGCACCUUUGCGACGUAAUCGUCCCGGCAACUUGCCAGCCCUACCCUCCUCUCAGCGCAACUCGCAAAACGGUAUUUCACCCAAAAGUGCUACAAAAUUCAAGAAUACUGUUUCGCCCAUAUCGCGUCUUAUCUUUAACUAUGAGUCAUCUGCACAAGGGGCCGGUAGUGCAGGUGAAGGCUCCAAAACACCUAAAACACCAACAAUAGUAAAGACUUCAACAACAACAGUGACGGAGAAAAAUGGUCGCACUGUUACUCAAAGAGUUGAAGAGCAUCGCGUUAAGUUUGAUGCUAAAAAUUUUAAACUCUCUACCCCUAAUUCUCCGCUCACCAAGAAUUUUACGGGAGCAGAAGAUAGUUAUAAAUUUGAUGCACGACCCAGCUUGCCAGCCUUGCCAGCACCUUCUCGUUUGAGUAGUAGCAGUAUUGGGAGUAAUAGCAGCACAACAAGCUUCAAUAAACCUUCUUCGAUCUCAACAAAACCUACCUCAACAUUUGCCAGCACCUAUACCUCACCUUAUAAACAAAGGGAACUGAAUCGUGUGCCCAAUACCACUACAACAUUUUCCACUACAACAACAAAACCUUUAUACAACACCAAAACAACAACAACAUACUCUAAACCCAAUACUAGCUCCAUAUUCACCACAACCACUAAACCUAACUCAAUAUUUAGUUUAAGCACACCCAAAACCACAGCAACUACAUACACCUCAAACAUUAGCAAGCCUACACCAUUAUUCACCUCUUCGAGCUCUACAAAACCAACGGUAAUAACGAAACCCACCACCACCACUACCACUAGCCUCAAAACAGCGACUCCCACUUUGGUGGCCGGUGGUAAGACCGUUACUGCUCCUCUAGGUAAACCUGGUUAUGCCUACAUUUUCAACAAUGUCGUCUUCGAUAAUCCCAACAAUGAAGAACGUAUCGGCAGUGCGGAAGAUGUCAAGGCCCUGGUCCAAACUUUUGAAUAUUACAAAAUGAAAGUAACGGUUAUAGAGAAUGCCAAAGUGGAGAAAAUACGCAAGACUGUGGAAAAAAUUCAAUCAAAAGACUUUAAAGAAAAUGCUUGCCUUGUUAUUGUCAUACUGAGUCAUGGUGCCAGACAUGAAGAAAUUGCCGCCAAAGAUGGCCACUAUUCCAUUGAUGAUCAUAUACUAUUUCCCAUCCUACGAAAUCCAACAUUGAACGAUAAACCAAAGCUAUUCUUCAUACAAGCCUGCAAAGGUUCCAUGGAAACUAAUGGUUAUUAUACGGAUGCUGUGCCCUUCAAUCCGCUCGGCAGUGCAAAUGAAAUUUUAAAAUGCUACAGUACAUUUGAGGGUUUUGUAUCUUAUCGCACGGAAAAAGGUUCCAUGUUCAUACAGGCUCUGUGUCAGAAUCUAAAAUUAUUUGGCAGCACAAAAAAUAUCAAAGAUAUUAUGGAGUUGGUGACGCAAAUUGUUAAACAACAAUCACAAAACAAACAAAUUCCAGCUUAUACGAGCACUCUAACCAAACCAUUUAUAUUUGGAGAUUAUGUCAAAAGGCCGAAAUAAAAUAUUAAGGAAUUAAAAAUUAUUAGUUAGAACUAGUCUUAAAUUUAAACAAUUAAUAUGGUCAGAGAUUCUCCAGUGGUGAGAUACGUUAACAGCCUCUGGGGGAAAAUGUGUAAUGUAAUAGAAAAAAAUUAAAAAAUAAUUAUAUGUAUUAUAAUAAUCAAAUCAUAAUUUAAGAUAAGUAAAUAGUUUUAGAAAAGUAUUAUACAUUAAAAUAAAUGUACUGAAAACCAAUUCAAAAAUAAUAAAAA
This is a messenger RNA of Calliphora vicina (urban bluebottle blowfly), 2192 nucleotides long. RefSeq names its product mucin-2-like. Gene Ontology annotation, molecular function: cysteine-type endopeptidase activity. The transcript has 4 exons. The coding region runs from base 61 to 1941 and encodes 626 amino acids. NCBI's taxonomy places the organism in Eukaryota, Metazoa, Arthropoda, Insecta, Diptera, Calliphoridae. The record is from RefSeq and is a predicted model, not a curated record. Gene Ontology annotation, biological process: proteolysis.